Schistosoma rodhaini is the source of this 4013-nucleotide messenger RNA. The record is from the annotation of a GenBank genome assembly. NCBI's taxonomy places the organism in Eukaryota, Metazoa, Platyhelminthes, Trematoda, Strigeidida, Schistosomatidae.
UUCAAGGAUCGUAUGACUAAGAACCAAAAAUACUACACUACUCUCUCUCCACUGACUUAAGUCUUAACCACCCUUAUUUACUUGUUAUUCUUACACAUUUGUUUAUUUCUACCGAGUCAAUUUGUUUACUUUUUCUGACCACGGUCUCGUCGUUUCUCUUCUUCUAAUUCCUUCCAAGUAACCUCGUAACCGGUAGUGGGAUAGCUCCUUCAUUAGCGCUCGAAUCCGCUAUGAUUAGUGCCAUGAGUGCCCGGAAUACUCACAGCUGACAACAUUAAAGACCCCUAGCGGUACACUAACAUCAAGGAGUGAGAACAAAGAAAUUAGUUGGUUUGCAUUAACUUUUAGGAGAGAUAUUGAAUACUGGAUAUUGUACAGGUGUUUUCGGCAUGCGCCAAGACCAAAUGAGACGUUGACGUUAUUUUUUAAUUAUGAUGAUUAUACUGUAAAACAUGGUUAGUAGGAGGCGUCUAACUGUAUCUGGCGAUCACAAGCCCGAAGAACAGUCAUGUUGGUCCAAACCCACUGUUUAUCAUGCUGCCAUCGUGAUAUUUCUAGAGUUUUUUGCCUUCGGAUUGUUAACUACCCCAAUGAUCUCGGUUUUAGAUGAGACAUUUCCCAAGUAUACGUUUCUAAUGAAUGGCAUCAUACAUGGAGUAAAGGGAAUUUUAUCCUUCCUUAGCGCACCAUUUCUAGGUGCUCUGUCAGAUAUGUUUGGAAGAAAACCUUUCCUACUUCUAACAGUAACCUUCACUUGUUCUCCAAUACCACUGAUGAAGAUCAGUCACUGGUGGUAUUUUACAAUGAUCAGUAUAUCGGGUAUUUUUGCAGUGACAUUUUCAUUUGCUUUGGCAUAUGUCGCUGAUAUCACAUCAGAAGAAGAUCGAAGCUGGGGAUAUGGACUAGUUUCAGCUACAUUUGCUGCUAGUCUUGUCAGUUCACCUGCAAUUGGAGCUUAUCUAGGUCGUGUAUAUAGUGAAGAAUUAGUUGUUGCACUGGCUACUGCUAUUGCAUUUUUAGACAUUUGUUUUAUACUUGCUUGUGUACCUGAAUCUCUAUCGGAAAAAGUACGUAUUGGUCAUUUGUGCUCUGUAACUACAUUGGGUGGACCAGUUGGUAAAUUCUCAUGGGGUAAAGCUGAUCCUUUUGCAACAUUACGUCAAAUGACAAAUGAUCAUCUUGUUCUUAUGAUAUGUAUUACAACAUUUUUAUCCUAUUUACCAGAAGCUGGACAAUAUUCAUGUUUCUUUGUUUAUCUUCGUCUGGUUAUGGGAUUCACUGAAGAGAAUGUGGCACUUUUCAUUGCUGUUGUUGGUAUCAUGUCAUGUAUUGCACAAACACUUAUUUUAUCUUUAUUAAAUCGUAUAAUGCGACCAAAACGUGUUAUUAUAGUUGGUUUAAUAUUUGAAGCAAUUCAAUUAACAUUAUAUGGUUUUGUUACAAAUUCUGGUUUAUUAUGGUCAGCUGGUUUAAUUGCUGCUACCGGGUCUAUCACAUAUCCUGCUUUAAGUACAUUUAUAUCAACUCAUGCUGCAGCUGAUCAACAAGGUGUUGCACAAGGUCUUAUCACUGGAAUACGAGGUUUAUGCAACGGACUUGGACCUGCUCUGUUUGGGUUAUUCUUUUAUAUAUUUCGAGUUGAUCUUAAUGAACAUACAUCAGGUGUACAUGUAGCCAAUUCCCUAACACCAGAUAGUGUACAACUUUUACAAGAACGCUUAAUGCCAGGACCGCCAUUUGCUUUCGGUGCUAUUCUAGUUCUGUUAGCAAUUCUGGUAGCUAUAUUUAUACCGGAAAAUCAUACAUCACCUGAAUUAACUCAUUCAAAAAUUAUCACUGAUACAUAUGAAUCAACACAUGGUGCCAGUAUUUAUGGUGGUGAAACUCGAUUAAGACGUAGUUCACCAUCAGGUCAAUCUCAUAGAACUACAACUGAUUUUGAUCAAUUUACAUGUGGAUUGGGCGUACCUAACAAUAAUGAUAGUGACAAGUCGAAAUUAAUAAUGAGUAAUAGUAGUACUGUUGAAAUGUCUAAGUAUAAUUUAAAAAGUGGUAUUUCACACAAUCAUCCAAUGGAUAACAAUGGUAUUUGGAAUCGUUUAAUGACUGGUCUUACAGAUUUUCGUAAUCCAAUUUAUAUAAAACAACGACCAAAUCGUGUAUAUCGUCAAUCAAAAAGUCGUUUUAGUACAGCAGGUAUUGUAGAACCAUUUCGUCGAUUAUUUAUUCGAAAAAUAUAUGAUGGAAAUAUUGGUAGUUGUGGUGUUGGUGGUAGCGGUGGUGGUGGUUUUCUUGAUCAUGAAGCACGUCUUCAUUAUUCCAGAUUGCCUUUUACUGUUAUCUCAUCAUCGAAUAAUAAUAAUCAGAAAUAUUUAGAUGAUAUAUCAAAGAAUGAUUUAUUAUUUUCUAAUCCUUUAUUAUUAAAUCCUGGUGAAUGUGAGGAAGCAGCUGAUUUAAGUAAUUAUCGUGCACAUCAUUUCCGACGUAUGUUUAUUACUCCUAAUACGACUACUUCUACUACUCCUCCUCCUCUUCUUCCUUUGAAUAAUGAUAAUAGUAUUAUUACUACCAAUUCGUCACAAAACUAUACUCCAACUAGUUCAUUAUUAAUCACUUCUAAUAAAAUUGGUCAAUUGAAUUCAUUGGGUACAGAUGAAGAAGAUACAUUUAUGAAACAUUGUAAUUCAUCAAUAUCACCUAUUAUUAGUCCUACAAGUAGAAAAAUAAUGAAACAAAAAUUUUUUACAACAAAUUCUUAUAAAGAAUCAACUCAUAAUACAUGAUGAUAAUGCCCCCUUUCUAUUAUGAUCUAAGACUAAUCUGCCUAUAGACAGUAUUUAUUUUCAUUGAACUUAAUGUAAAAUUAUAAAGUGAGUGCCUACAAUUCAUUAUUUUUUAUUCAAUAGAAAUAAAUUGAAAUACCCUCUGUAUCUAUGCGUCUUUCUCUCUCUAUUUUUUCUUCAUGGCUAUCUUCAUCAUACUCACUAUAUGCCAAUAUAUAUUCAAUGCAAUUGUGUAUGAAUACAUACUGUAUAAUUAGAAAAACCAAUGCCAACACAUACAAACAUGUAACAUACACAACACACACACACACAUAUAUACGCAUAUACACUUAUGCACAACACAAUACAAUACAAUGGAUAAACCAGUUCAAUGUCAAUUUUAAUGAUACACAUUUAUUUGUUUUUGAGUAUAUAUUGUGUGCUUUGUGUUUUCUCUGUUGUUGUUUUUUUUUUUUUAUUUUAUAGAAUUCAAAAUAUAAUUUGUACAGUGUAGUGUUCAAGUUUUACAUUCAUCAUGUGUUUAUACGUAUGUGUGUGUAUGUGUGUGUGUGUGUGCAUUGUGCUGUGUAUACACACUACUCUAUACAUGUAUAUAUUUAUAUAUAUAUAUUCGUUAAUGAGAACAGUAGUAAGCACAAAAUAAUAUUUUGUUUUCAAUAGUUUUAUAAGUAGUAUAUAUAUAUAUAUCUAUUCAUGUAAUGUAUAUUUGCUUACAUAAGAUAGAAAGGAAAUUAUAUCAUGCAGGUUUUAAUUUACUUUUCUUAUUUUUAAAGCCAAAUUUUACACCUUUUUGUUCUCUUUCUCUUAUAAUGAUUCAUUUGUGUGUGUGUGUGUGUUUGAAUUUAUCCACCACCCAUCCACCCCCUGCUAAUUCGUAUAAAAAGUCAACCAAUAAAUUCCAUCAUUGUAAACUGAUUAUAGAAAAGAUGUAAAUCUAUUUUUUUUUUCAUUCUUUUUUCUUUUCUCUUUAAUAAAAAGAAAGAAUCAUUGAUAAAUGAUUGUUGUCAUGAUUCUCAUCUUUUUUUUAUGUUGAUAUGUUUAUAUUUCAUUUGUAUGAUUGUGUGUGUGUGUGUGUACUUGUUUGUUUAUUUAUUUAUUUCUGCAAUACUUUCUUUUUCUUCGAUCAAAUUUGUAUGAUGUUUUUUUUAAACAGGAUUUCUCUUCUACUUAUUAUUAUUAUUGUUAAUUAUUCGUUAUAUAUAUAAAAUAAAUAAGAAUGUGAUGAUGUGC